This is a messenger RNA of Trichoderma gamsii, 3075 nucleotides long. RefSeq lists its product as hypothetical. The transcript has 2 exons. The coding region runs from base 1 to 3075 and encodes 1024 amino acids. Lineage: Eukaryota; Fungi; Ascomycota; Sordariomycetes; Hypocreales; Hypocreaceae. The record is from RefSeq and is a predicted model, not a curated record.
AUGCGCAACGGGACGUUUGUCAUCCCUGCCACCGGCCAGCGGUCCCGGCGCCAGGUCACGCUCCGCACUCCCAGGAAUCGGUCACGCUGUGAUGGAUCCAGGCGGCGUUCGUCUAUGCCCUCUGUUGGUACGGCUGGCCAGCACCUCCAGGCCGUGUCACAGGCUGCUUGGGAAAAGUGUCUGGCUGCUUGGAGAUGGCUCCAGACUGACCAAGGCCAUCAGGUGCUCAAGUGUACGCUGGCAUAUCUGCUGGGCACCACGGUGACAUUCUGGCCACCAUUAUCGAACUUUAUGGGCCGUAGAGAUGGCAAGCAUAUUGCAGCCACCUUGACGGUAUACUUCCACCCGGCGCGUACGGCUGGGUCCAUGCUGGAGGCUGUUUUGAUUGCUGUUGUGGCCGUGGUAUACGCUGAGCUGGUCUCUCUCUUGUCAAUGGGGAUAGCAACUGCCUCUCGCGAUAUAUGGGGGUCUGCUGCCCCUGCUCAUGUCAUCGUCCUGGUGAUUUGUAUAGGAGGCGGCCUUGGCCUAGUCGGUUGGACAAAGCAGCGAUUAAACCAGCCCCUUGUGAAUACUGCGUCCACUCUAGCAUCGAUGGCAAUCAUUUCCAUUAUUACUAAAGAGGAAUCCGUCCACAAUGGCUAUUUCUCUGGGGAUAAGAUUAUACAGAUGCUCAAGCUACUCUCGCUUGGCAUCUCCUUCACCGUGGCUGUUAAUCUCCUGAUUUGGCGCGUAUCGGCAAGAACGGUGUUGCGCAAGUCGAUCCUCACGGCAGCUGUAGCGUUGGGUGAUCGCCUGUCCUUCAUCACAAGUGGAUUUUUGAAUCGUUCAGAGGAUGAGGUCAACUCACCCGAAUAUGCUGAGGCUUCCGCGCAGUAUAAUUCCGCUUAUGCUCAGAUAAUGACUACUCUUCGGGAGGCCAAAAUCGAGCAUUAUCUCCUUGGGCAAGAGAACACAUAUGCGUUGGAUAAACGCCUCAUUAAAUCACUAGAAACGCUCUCACAGGCUAUUGGGGGCUUGCGUAGUGCACUUCAGACCCAGCUUACGCUUCUGAAAGAAGGUCCAAACUCUGGCUUACCGCUGUCGUCAGGUCUAUUCUCCCCUGAGCCACCCUCACGGAUGUCCCGGACUGUGUCGUACUUUUCCGAUGAGCAACUAUCGAUUAUUGAAGAGGACGAAUUCGAACGACGUUCGAUUCCCUUCAGCCAAUCCGAUCCUACUCUAGAUCAAACGCCCAUUUUCCGCGUACCAUCAGACAUAUUUGCUCUCUUCUUGGCGUUAUUAGGUCCCUCUAUGAAGUCCUUGGCAUACACGCUAUUAGAAACGCUCAAGCAAAAUCCAUUUAGCCAAGAUCCAGAAUGCCAAGCGACGACAAUUGAGCAGCUGCGUACAAGUCUACGAGAUGCACUGGAUUUGUACGAUAACGCUAGAGGUAAAGCUCUACGUGAGCUGUAUCGAAGCAUACAGCUUGGAAGAACGCGAUCUGAGGAGAUUCAGGCCGAUAUUGAGGAGGUUGCCGCCGCUUGUGGCCACUUCUCGGUUUGCUUGCAAGGUGUAGCUGAGGAGAUGGAUGCUUAUCUUGAUGUUCUUGGAUCCGAGUCGACACAAAGCCAAGCUCGCAGCUGGAAGUGGAUCAAGGUCUGGAGACACUGGAAGCUAUUCCGACGCCGAAGAGAUUCAGAUGCCGAGAUCGAGCCCCUCUUGCCAAGGACGCCUAAGCCGACUAGCAAAAAGUCACCUACACCCCAAGGCAUACCUCCGAAAAUGCUAAAGAGAAGAGAUUCGCUUCAUUGGGACGCUUUACCGCCAGAGAAAACAAGUGCUUUUGUUCGUAACUGCUCUCAAGCUCUGCUUAAAUUUCUACGAUUCUUAACACGCGAGGACGUUUUGUUUGGAAUCAAAGUGGGCAUUGGCGCUAUUCUGUGGGCCAUGUUUGCCUUUAUCCCAGCUACGAGGCCGAUAUAUCAACACUGGAGAGGUGAAUGGGGCCUCUUGUCCUACAUGAUUGUUGUUGGUAUGACCACCGGUGCUUCUAAUACGACAGGUAGUUCUCGAUUUAUUGGCACUUUAAUUGGAGCUGCAUGUGCUUGCGUUGCCUGGUCGUUGAGCAUGACUAACCCUUGGCUCCUUGAGCUUUAUACCGCCAUUGUGGCACUGGGAAAUUUCUAUAUCAUUUUAGUCUUGAAGAAAGCUCCUCUGGGGAGAAUCUCACUUUUGGCGUAUAAUGUCAUCGUGCUGUAUGCGUACAGCCUUUCGCAGGAUGUAGAUGACGACGAUGAUGACGAGGGUGGCAUAGAUCCUCUCAUUUUCGAGAUCACUUACCAUCGAGUGUUGGCUGUCACGCUGGGAAUCCUGUGGGGAAUCCUCUUUUGCCGACUGCUAUGGCCAAUCUCUGGGAGAAGGAAAUUUCGGGAAGGGCUUUCGGUGCUAUAUCUGCAGCUUGGGCUUAUAUGGAAGCGCGGCCCGCUUGCCGGUAUCUCGAAAAACAAGAGUGUCUUGGACUUUAUGCAGGAAGGAGAGCAGACUGCGCUUCGACGAUAUGUUUUCAAAUUGGAGUCAUUGCGAGACUCUGCCAAGUCCGAGUUUGAACUUCGGGGACCCUUCCCGAAUGCCGCCUAUGGACGAAUUAUGCACUCCACCAAACAUAUUCUAGAUGGCCUUUAUGCCAUGCGUCUUAUCACGCAACGGCGACAUACCCUUUCUGAGGGUGAGAGUUCUCUGCUAGAAAUUACGUCGGCUGAAAGACUGCAACUGUGCCAGCGCCUCUGCCACGUUUUUCAAGUACUCGCAUCUAGCGUCAUGCUGGAAUAUCCUCUUACGGAUGCUAUUCCUACUAUUGAUCGCACCAGAGAUCGCCUCUUGAACAAGGUUUAUGAUUACCGGAAGAAGCACAUGGAGAUGAACUUGAGAAAUAACGAUGAAGAUGCUACUCAAACGAUGACGGAAGAGAGAGAUUUUGCUUUGCUUUACGCGUAUACCCUUGUUACGGCGCAAGUGGCUGCUGAAUUAAAGAAGAUAAAAACGGAGAUUGAAGCGUUAUUUGGAGUUUUGCAUGAGGAUGAACUGAUCUUGGAGUAA